Molecule: messenger RNA, 1281 nt
Organism: Talaromyces rugulosus
Lineage: Eukaryota; Fungi; Ascomycota; Eurotiomycetes; Eurotiales; Trichocomaceae
Exons: 6
Coding region: 1-1281 (426 amino acids)
Biological process (GO): peptidyl-lysine trimethylation; peptidyl-lysine monomethylation
Molecular function (GO): protein binding; protein-lysine N-methyltransferase activity
Source: RefSeq, a predicted model, not a curated record
AUGACGUCCUUCAGCCCACCCGGAGAAGAGCAUACUGAAUUCAUGCAAUGGUCCAUUGCACAAGGGGUCGAGAUCAACGGCGUCGCUCCAGCCCGGUUUCCCGGACGGGGGUUGGGGAUGGUAGCAACCAGAGACAUCCAAGCAAACGAGGUGAUGGUAUCUGUGCCCAUAUCAGUCAUGCUGAGCGUCGACGGCAUCCCACCCUCAUUCACAAACCUGUUUGUUGACGGAAUACCAAUCCACGGCCUCCUCGCCGCCUUUCUCACACACGGAAAGCCAGAAAUCCUCAAAAAAUACAGUCUGUGGAAGGCAACAUGGCCAACGCGUCAAGAUUUUGAAGAGAGCAUGCCCAUUCUCUGGCCCGAGAAACUACGCGAAUCAAACUCUGCUCAUGCCAUCAUUCCCCAGGCUGUCGACUCGUCGUCCAUAACAUUACCACCAUCGGCAUCUGGCCUAUGGAACACAUUUCGCAAAAGGCCCCUUGUUCAGGAAUACGCAACAAAGCAUCAGAACCAGCUUGCGCAGCAGGAGAAGCGGCUACAGGCUGCGUGGAAGGGCGUCACGGCCGUGUUUCCCGAUACAGACUGGGAUGCCUUUCUGUAUUACUGGCUGAUUGUGAAUACACGGAGUUUUUAUUAUGUGAAGCCUGGCGAAGAGCCCCCGGAAGAUGCUAAUGAAGCUAUGGUGCUGGUGCCGUUUGCGGAUUAUUUCAAUCACAAGGAUGAUGCACAAUGCCAUGUGGAGUUUGAUGGACAAAACUAUAUUUUUCAGGCCACCAAAAGCUAUGAAAAAGGAGAGGAAAUCUACAUGAGCUAUGGCACACAUCCAAAUGAUCUUCUCCUGAUUGAAUAUGGCUUCUGCCUCCAAGAAAACGAGUCCGAUACAGUGUAUUUGGACGACAUCAUAUUUAAAGAUCUCACCACGGCGGAGAAAGAAGAGUUGAUAUUUCAACAAUAUUAUGGGAACUACCAAAUCACAACCGAAUCCGGACCCUGUUUCCGCACCGAGGUUGCUGCGAGCAUGAAAUGCAUGUCUCGGCGCGACUGGCGCAAUUACAUCCAAGGCCGUGGUGCUGUGACUCCAAACUCGGAAAAAGUGAACAGUAUUAUCAGAUAUUGGCUCGAAGCCUAUCUCAAGGAAGCCAACGUCACAAUCGACAACCUGGAAACCAUGCUCAAAGCAGAAACGGUCGACUCGACGGCAUCAAAGAUCAAGGUCUUGAUAGAUAGAUGGAACCAGAUAAAACACCUGUGCAACGAAACGGUUUCGAAGCUGGACUGA